AUGCCGCUCGUCACGCUCAUCCACAACGUCAAGGUAGAAGACACCCGCCAGCUGGCAGUCGAUUUCACCAACUUCAUAUCCGAGACAGUUAGCAAGCCCGUGACCGCUAUUAGCUUGUCCAUCGUCCACAAUCCCGACUUUGCAUUUGCCGCGACGUUCGAGCCCGCAUGCCGGCUGCACAUUAUCAACCUGUGGAACAACUCGCCGGAGAACGCUGUCAAGUGGUCCGCCGCGUUCGCGUCUUUCUUUGAGCUUAAGCUUGGCGUGCCCAAGAACCGGUAUCACAUCGCAUUCGAGGAUCCCGGCCCGGAGUAUGUUGGCGCACUUGGAUCCACCGCAGCAGCUUUGGAGGGAUAG
Molecule: messenger RNA, 357 nt
Organism: Coniophora puteana RWD-64-598 SS2
Lineage: Eukaryota; Fungi; Basidiomycota; Agaricomycetes; Boletales; Coniophoraceae
Product: Tautomerase MIF
Exons: 6
Coding region: 1-357 (118 amino acids)
Molecular function (GO): phenylpyruvate tautomerase activity
Source: RefSeq, a predicted model, not a curated record